AUGGAGACUGAUCCUCUUCUUGGAUGUGCCGCAUCCAUCUUCCCCUUGAUCGACACUGUCGUAUCGAUCGUUCAGAAAGCCCGUCGAACACAUAGGAACAGCUUGGCACUAGUCAGUCGUGCCAGCGAGGUCCACGAGCAACUUCAGCAAUGGCAACCACCCCACUUCAGCGUCAUGGAAUCGUUCGAGGAGCAGAUGCAGGUAGUCCAGCAUUCGAUACAGACAGCCCAGGCGUUGCGGUACGCAACACUGCUGCAUCUGCACCAAGCCGUGCCCGAGAUCCCCUCUGAGUCGUCUGCGGAGCUGGCUCGGAAGGUCCUCUUGAAGCUAGCCAGCAUACCCUCCUCAAGCGUCGUGACGAACCUACACAUCUUCCCGUUACUGGCCGCCAGCGUUGAGCUGACGGACCCUGAGGACCGCGAGUGGGCAGAGCAGCGGUGGCAUGCCAUCAUCGGGCGACUGCGUGUGAAGAAUGUAGACACGUGCUGGGAUAUUGUUCAGGCGACCUGGGCCCGGCGUGAUAUCCACGAGGCGGAGAAGGUGCCGGCAGAGCCCAGAGCAGAUAUUGAAAUGGAUCCGGUGUGCACGGUGAGAGGAAAGCUACACUGGCUGAAUGUGAUGGAGGAUCGGAACUGGCAAGUAACCCCAAUUCUAGUCUUUGUCGGUUAA
Clonostachys byssicola is the source of this 669-nucleotide messenger RNA. The record is from the annotation of a GenBank genome assembly. Lineage: Eukaryota; Fungi; Ascomycota; Sordariomycetes; Hypocreales; Bionectriaceae.